AUCACAGCCUAGGCGGGGAGCUUUUAUCACGUCUCUCAUAAACCCACCUCUUUCGUAAAUCGUAGCCUAAUAUUUCGGUGUACCCUACGACAAAGUUCUGGCAUCCUAUCUCUAUCGAAGUUCAAGGUUUUUAAUAGUUACUAGGAAAACCUCUGUUUAUUAAAUACUGAACAACUGGAUCGCCAUGGCUACCGCAACGCAAUCCGCCAUUGGCGCACAUUCCAACGCUACUUUCAGGGAUAAGGAAAAGCCCAUCGCCGUGCGGUCUGCAAACAUCGUUGCUGCCAGAGCCGUUGCCGAUGCCAUCAGAACCUCCUUAGGGCCUCGAGGAAUGGACAAGAUGAUCAGGAGUGGGAAGGGCGAAACCAUAAUCACAAACGAUGGAAACACUAUGCUGAAGAGCAUGUCUGUCAUGCAUCCCACAGCUAAGAUGCUUGUCAACCUCUCAGCAGCACAAGAUGUCGAGGCAGGAGACGGUACGACAUCGGUGGUAGUUAUAUGUGGUGCCCUACUCGGUGCGGCAGAUAGAUUAUUAUCCAAGGGCAUCCAUCCUUCAGUUAUUUCCGAGUCUUUCCAAAGAGCGGCGGUAGCGGCGGUUCAGAUCCUCCACGACAUGUCACAACCUGUCUCCCUAGCCGACAACGCCACCCUUCUGCAAGCAGCGAACACAUCUCUCUCUUCUAAGAUUGUCUCCCAAUACUCAGGCUUGCUCGGCCCUAUGGCGGUCAACGCGGUCACAAAAACCAUCGAUAUCAAGUCAGCGGACAAUGUAGACCUGAAGAACAUCCGAAUCAUCAAGAAGGUGGGAGGCACGAUAGAAGACAGCGAGCUGGUGGAUGGAGUGGUCCUAAAUCAGCCGGUCAUCAAAGCAGCAGGCGGCCCGGUGAGGAUGGAGAAAGCCAAGAUCGGCUUGAUCCAGUUCCAACUAAGCCCUCCCAAGCCAGAUAUGGAAAACACCAUCCAGGUAAAUGAUUACCGCCAAAUGGACAAGAUCGUCAAGGAGGAGCGUCUUUACCUCCUUAACCUUGUCAAGAAGAUCAAGAAGGCCAAGUGCAAUGUGCUUUUAAUUCAAAAGUCUAUCCUGCGUGAUGCUGUCAACGACCUUUCUCUGCACUUCCUUGCCAAGCUUAACAUUCUGGCGGUCAAGGAUAUCGAGAGAGAUGAGGUUGAGUUUAUCUGCAAGUCUACCGGCUGCAAGCCCAUUGCAGAUAUCGAUUCCUUCACCGAGGACAAGCUUGGAACAGCCGACCUUGUCGAAGAGGCUCAGUCUAACGGUGCACGGAUGGUCAAAAUCACAGGCACGAAAUCGGCGGGAAAGACGGUGUCUAUAGUCUGCCGUGGCGCUAACAACUUAAUUCUGGACGAAGCCGAGCGUUCGCUCCAUGACGCGCUUUGCGUUAUCCGCUGCCUGGUUAAGAAGAAGGCUCUUAUUGCUGGUGGUGGUGCGCCUGAAAUUGAAAUCGCAGCUCAGCUCUCCAAGCAAGCACGCUCCCUUACCGGCACGGAGGCUAUCUGCUGGAAAGCCUUUGCGGAUGCUUUGGAAGUGAUACCCACAACGCUGGCAGAAAAUGCCGGCUUAAACAGCAUUAAGGUGGUUACGGAUCUACGACAUAGACACGAGAUGGGAGAGAAGAAUGCAGGUGUGAGCAUCAAGAGCGGCGGUGUCAACGCGAACAUUGCCAAGGAGAACGUACUGCAACCGCUGUUGGUGAGCACGAGUGCUAUCGAGUUGGCGGCCGAGACGGUGAAGAUGAUUCUUAGAAUCGACGACAUCGCAUUGACGAGGUAGUGUGGUCUAGGACAGCUAAAAUGAAAUGUACAUGAUAGCAAUGAAAUGAGACGUGAUGAGAUGACAUAAUCAGGGGUAUAAAUUCCCCUUAACCUUCUAAGACCGUAGGUAAAUAGGCGGACUAGGGAAUUAUAGUAAUAUCAAAGUGAUGCAAGCAAAGUGAUGCAAGCUUGCUACGAUGUCGUCACAUUGCGAUUUAUAUAAUCUACCUAUAGAAGUAUAGGCAGUUGGAGCUUUCCCGAUUAACAGAUCGGUGGGAUGAACG
Daldinia loculata is the source of this 2054-nucleotide messenger RNA. Its product is annotated as T-complex protein 1. The coding region runs from base 185 to 1789 and encodes 534 amino acids. Gene Ontology annotation, cellular component: chaperonin-containing T-complex. Gene Ontology annotation, molecular function: ATP binding; ATP-dependent protein folding chaperone; ATP hydrolysis activity. The record is from RefSeq and is a predicted model, not a curated record. The transcript has 5 exons. NCBI's taxonomy places the organism in Eukaryota, Fungi, Ascomycota, Sordariomycetes, Xylariales, Hypoxylaceae. Gene Ontology annotation, biological process: protein folding.